GCGAACCGCCGCGACCUUGUGACUCGUUUGAAGUUAUACAAUCUAGCGGUUAAACCAUGUGCUUCUACUUCCGAUUCCAGGAUCCCCAUAAUUUGAGGCUUAUGUUACUGAUGGUUGCUGUUUAUUAUUCUUCUUAAUAAAAGCAAGUGCAUUGUGUACGCUUGCUGUGUCGUCGACUUACCUUUUCCUUUCACUUAUUCCAGUCCUCGCCCAUGCUACUCUGCAUGCUCCGGUUGUACAAAGUACCUUCUGGCUAGACACAAACGACUACAACUCUCCUACUGAACCGUUUCAUUAAGUAUCUUGCGGUAUUUCCCCUCACUGAGUUAAAUUUAUAUUUUCAAUCGACUUCAACACGUCAAGACUACUGUUUUUACUUUAAUUGAACUACUUUCAGUUACAAAGGAUUGUUCGAGAGUUGUUUAAGUGUUUAAAUGAAAAUCGGAUUCUUCCUAAAAAGCAACAUUGAUUUAUAACCGGUUAUUCAUGUCUCGCAAACUUACUAGUAGCCCUUGAGUACUGGUUAGCUCCUGAAUUUGUAAAUCGCAUGCAAGCAGCUAGCCCCUGCUUAAAAAAUACAACGGGCUGUUGUAAAAGGUCCAAAAAACUGUAGCUAAGCUGAUUUCCAGGACCGAAAGGCUCCUGUAUGACAAAAACGAGGUAAACUAGUCCCGUUUCCUUUGUCUAAUAGAAUGACCAGAGGUGAAUUGAUCAUAGUUUUCAAACUCACGAUAAAUUUGCGUUUGAUAAGCCUUCAUUUUUCUUAUUUUCUAAUACAGAAUUCACGAGGACACUAAAACAUCUGAUUAUCGACUUUCUUAUCGAAUCAUCAAGCAAUGGAAAUCCCUAACUCAAUACGUGUUUGAAGCUUUGUCGAGGUUUUCAAGAGAAAGGUAGAUCAACCGAGACCACUAUUCCCAGGAGUAACACGAGCUAUCUGUCCUUUCCAAACAAAAACUUGACAUCAACCUACCAAAGGAGUUCUAAGUUAUUUUUAUGAAAUUGAGUUGAUAGUUGUUUCUUUUUUAUGCGAACAGUUUAAUUUUGGUCACAAGAUUAUACAAUUGGUUGAUCGAUAAUCUAUCCCACAGAAUUUAGUUUCUCAUUAUACUUCAAGAUGUUGGUUUUAGCAGUGUGUCUGGGACUUUUUAGUACCUUCACUGUUUUAGUAGUCAGGUUUUUUUAUUUGAAAGUCCAGUGUUGGUUUUGUGGGCAUACUGCCUUCACAUCGUGGAGUAGAAAGACAUCGUUUGUUUGUCAACAAUGUGGUCAGUAUAAUGGAUUUAAAAGUGAUGGUGAUUACAACAAAGUUAUACCAUCUCAGUUCAUUGCCGAGUUAAAUCCAGUUAAUUUCAAUAAGGCUCACGGUACGUUUUCAUCACAUUCUGAUGUAUUGUGCCCGGACUGUACACGUAAUCAAAAUACUAUUGUCCAAAAGUUGUCGGAGUAUACCCCGAAAAACGACAAGUCGGAUGAGGAAAUAAAAGAAUACACUCGCCUGCUGGAGUUGGAAUAUGGUUUGUGUUCAAGUUGCUAUCGAAAAGUUAAUAAUAAACUUAGGCAGUUAGAUUAUAAAUUAUUACCAAGUUUCAUUGAAUGGUGGCAUAAUAAACAACGAACCAUUUGUCUAACUAAAAAUUCUAUUUCAUUAAAAACUUAUCGUAAAACUAUUGCAUGGUUUGAAUUAUUAAUUGUUUUACGUAUUAUUAGUAUGUUAUGUUUGAUAUCCAUUAUUACUGGUCCACUUCUAAUUGAAAUCAGUAGACAAACAUGCCUUAUUCAUAUAAUAACGAAUAAGUCUUAUUUAUAUAAAUUUGUUGAAUUAAUUUGGUCUAAUCAUUGUCGAUCUUAUUCACGAAGAUAUUGUACUGAAAUAAUGACUUAUUCACAACAUUUCUCUCUUUCUAAUAUUGGUCAAUUAUGGUUUAAUUUAUUAAUGUUUUGUUUACAAAUAACACUUGUUGCUAUGACUAGUUUAAGACAUGGUAACAAACAUUAUUCAAUGUAUUAUGAUGGUUUGAAAUCACUCGUCUUAUUGUAUGAUAUUUCAAUGCUUUUAAUUUCAUUGAAUAUUCUCUUAUCAUCUUCUUCAGUAAAUAUUAAUAGUUUUAAUCUAAUGAAUAGUAUGACAUGGUCUACUACUUCAUUUACUCAUAUUACACUAUUAGGUGUAUUUGUUUUGUUUAUUUCAUUCAUUAUUAUUAUUAUUUAUGGAAUUAGAAUAUGGUUAUCAUUCUUUCUUAAAGAUUGUAUGUCACAACAGAAAAAAUUAAAAGAUACUUGGCCUAGUGAUAUUAAAUUACCAUGUUUUCAAUCAACCGAUAGUAUAAGUUAUUAUUCAACACCAAGUCAUUAUUCUACAAAUUGUACAAUGAACUCUUUAAAUUCAAGUAGAAAAUCACUUGAAGAUGAAUUGGCUGAUACAAAAUUAUGUUCAACAAAUAAAUAUGAUAAUAUAUUUCGACCGUCUGUUCUAAGUGGUGGUGGCGGCGGUGGUGGUGGUGGUGGUGGUGCUGGUAGUAAUAAUAUUUCCCCUAGUGUUAUUAGUUCUCAAUACUCGAAUGUGAAUUCUCAACAUUCAUUUACAUCGUCUAAUUUAUAUUCAACUCGUUACAAUCUAAUGAAACAACAACAACCACCACCACCAUCACAACAACAACAACAAAUGAUUGAAUCUUGUCGACCUGAUGAUGACAAUUUAAGUUGUAUGACAAGUAUCAGUCAUUAUAAAUCAAAUAAUCCUAAUUGUUAUACACUUGAUUAUUAUUCAAAUAAUCAUUUACCUACUUAUUUAUCACAAUCUAAUAUUAAACAUAAAACUAUUUCAUCGAAACGUAAACGACGAACUGGUCUUAUACAUUUUAUAUUAUGUUUAUUAUUUGGUCGAUUAGAAACAUGGAAUGAUGUACGCUUAGAAUUAACUUGUUUAGCAAAUGCAGUAUUCCUUAGUAUUGUAAUUUAUUGUACAUGUCGACUUAUGUUUUGUUUUGUUAGUGUAUUUGAUGGUUAAAAGACUUUUUGGAAUUGUAAUUUUGCUUAGUUUUUUUUUUGUAUUUGUUUAUUACUGAACUGGUGUUAUUUUGAAAUGCCCCUGUUCAUGAUAUACAGACGUUUGAGAAAAGAUAAUGCUAAGUUGUAUUGAUUGAAUGUGAAUGAUCUAUAAGUUGAUUAACAGUGGUAUUGGUUAUUGGAAAUUAAUAAAAAAAAAUACAUUUGUACAUGAU
Schistosoma curassoni is the source of this 3224-nucleotide messenger RNA. The record is from the annotation of a GenBank genome assembly. Lineage: Eukaryota; Metazoa; Platyhelminthes; Trematoda; Strigeidida; Schistosomatidae.